Messenger RNA from Paramisgurnus dabryanus, 2230 nucleotides. Lineage: Eukaryota; Metazoa; Chordata; Actinopteri; Cypriniformes; Cobitidae. The record is from RefSeq and is a predicted model, not a curated record.
CAAAAAGUUUCUAGAAUGGAUUAACUGACGUCGGAACUAAACAACAGGCUCUUUGUUCUGCAUCGGAAACACGUUCGUGUCGGACCCGAGAAACCCAAACAAACGCAGAGAGGGAGAAAGUUAAAAUAAUGUAAGUUUUCAAUCGAUCGCUGUACUACUCACCUGGGAAUGAAGAUGCAGUGCACUUUAGUGAAUGAUGUCUCCGGAGAUCGGGUGGAGUUGGGUGAUGGUCGAGCGCUUAUAUUUGGUCGAGGUCCUGAGUUUAAAAUUACAGACAAGAAGUGCUCAAGGCAUCAGGUCAAACUUGUGGCCAACUAUGCAAAACAAGAAGUCCUUGUUACACAGUUAGGGCCCAACCCAUCUUCCUUAGAUGGUCAGUGUUUGGGAAGGGGCCAAUCUGCAUGUCUGACGUCAGGUUGCAAACUCUUCCUGGUUAAUCAGUCUCACCCAUUUACUGUAGAGUUUGCUGACAUUUCAGACAGCAACUCUCAUUCUCCUAAGGAUGAGGGGAGAGCAGUAAAUGUAAGCAUAGACACUGGUGAAACAAUGGAGACCCGGAGGUCAGGUCCCAGGAAAAACAUCCAGGAUUAUUUUACUCAAUCCCAAAAAAAGGUAAAAAAACGUGCACACAGCCCAGAAGAUGAUCCUCCUCACAGAAAACGAGGGCGUGGUGAUGAUGAUGAUGUUGAGGAGAUCUCAGCCGAGGAGAAGCUUAAGCAGUUGCAAGCAUUAGCUCAGAAAGAGAGCAAGAUCACACCAAACUCACCAUCAACAAAUCCGAAUGCUCAAUCUUCUACCUGCUCUCGUAGUCACUGGCAACAGAUUGGAAGUCUCAUGCUCUUUACUGCUGCAGGGGUUUCAGAUAGCUCCAAAAUCGCAGGGUUUGACAUUGAUGGCUGUAUUAUCACCACAAAGUCAGGAAAAGUAUUUCCCACGAGUCCAGACGACUGGAGGAUUCUUUUUCCAGAAAUACAACCAAGACUUGCCAGCCUGUUAAAGAAAGGAUUUAAGGUGGUGUUUUUCACCAAUCAGAUGGGCAUUGCUCGAGGCAAACUCAAACCAGACGUGUUUAAAUCAAAAGUAGAGGAUAUUCUACAAACACUGCAGCUGCCUGUCCAGGUUUUUGUUUCCACUGCUCCGGGUAUUUACAGAAAGCCUGUGGUUGGGAUGUGGGAACAUUUGUGUGAGAAGGCGAAUGGGGGGAUUACUAUAGACAUGUCACAAAGCUUGUACGUUGGAGAUGCAGCAGGUCGCCCUGCAAACUGGGCUCCGGGAAAAAAGAAGAAAGACUUUUCCUGCAGUGACAGACUGUUUGCCCUCAAUAUUGGUCUUCAGUUUCACACCCCAGAGGAAUUUUUCUUGGGCUGGAAACCUGCUCCAUUCAACAUGCCAACCUUUGACCCUAGAAAAUUGGACUCUAAUAAUCGUCUUUACGAUCCACCUGACGCCUCCCUCACAUCUACCAAACAGGAAGUCAUUGUUGCAGUGGGAUUCCCCGGAUCGGGGAAGUCGACAUUUUUCCAAACACAUGUCAUUCCAAAAGGCUAUGGUUAUGUGAACAGGGACACACUCGGUUCCUGGCAGCAGUGCGUGUCAGCUUGCGAGCGGGCUCUUAAAGAAGGCAAAAGUGUAGCUGUAGACAACACAAAUCCUGAUCUUGAGUCUAGAAAAAGAUAUAUCGAUGUCAGUCAAAAGGCCGGAGUUCCCUGCCGAUGCUUCAAUUUCACAGCAACUCUGGAACAAGCAAAGCAUAACAAUAGGUUUCGUGAGAUGGCUCCUUCCACCACCAAGCAUGUUCAUGUGAAUGACAUGGUUAUCCACAGCUACAAGAACAAGUUUGUGCCACCAAGUUUGUCUGAGGGCUUCUCUGAAAUCCUGCAGAUUAAUUUUGUGCCAAGUUUCAGUGACAAGAGAUCUGAAUAUCUAUUCAUGCAGUUCUCUGAGGGUUAAACAAAUGGACACUAACAUCAACAUAAACAGAUGCUUGAAGGUUAAUGACAGUUUGAUACCUGUUGUUUAUGCUGCACAUAUCCAGUAACUGCAUAAUUCACUAUAAAAUCAGGAAUUAUAAGUAAUUCAACCCAACUCCAAAUGUUGUGUUAGACUGCUUGAUCCACAUAAUUGUCAGUAAUAUUUUUUAUGUAUAUUUUUUAUAUUUGUUGUUUAUUAGUAGCUGCUGAAAAUGUCCUUGCUAUUGAUUUUACUGGAAUAAAGAAACAUACAAACAAAA